UUGCCAUAGACAGACCAUUGACCAUGCAUACUCCGCUUGCGGCUGCCUCGCUGGGGCGCUCAUUGACGUCCAGCAGGUUUGAGCAGGAGGAGGGGCUUGCCCCUGCUGCCGUUGGAUUUGGAUUUGGAUUUGACAUCAGAAAAGAAAGGAAAAAGAUUCGACAGCGGACUGUCCAACCACAGCCGGCCCUUCACCCCACGCUGCCCUGCCCGCUGUUGUCCAUCAGCACACACUCACUCCAUAUCUUUUUAUUUUUUAUAUUUCAUCUCUUUGUUCUGCAGUCGUAUCCAUUUCCCUCCUCUUUCCUCUCUCCCGCUGCUCCUCCCUUCCUCCUCUCCUCCACUUCUCCUCUCCUCCACCUUCUACUCUGCUUCUUUUUGCCAGUCGCAUUCCCUUGGUCUGCCUGCAUUCCACCACCGCCUACCUCUUCAUCCCCUUUCCGUGUUCGCGCCUGAUCAGUCAUGAAGUUUGGCCACCAACUCAAGACCUCGCUCUACCCAGAGUGGGUCUUCUACUACCUCGCCUACGACAAACUCAAGGCCGAGCUCAAAGCCCGCCUCAGCAAUAACAACGGCCGCUGGACAGAAGACGACGAGACCGCGUUCGCAGAGCUGCUGGAGAAGGAGCUCGACAAGGUCUAUUCAUUCCAGAAGGUCAAGUCCGGCGAGAUCAUGCGUCGUCUGCAGCAUUCUAAACAGGAGGUCGAGGAGAUCAUUCAGUCGAACGACGCCCAAAACGAGGAUUAUGCCCUGCUGGAGGAGGAGCUCCAGCACAUCAUUGCUGACGUUCAUGACCUUGCCAAGUUCACCCGCCUCAAUUACACUGGAUUCCUCAAGAUCAUCAAGAAGCACGACAAACUGACCCAUUGGAUUCUCAGACCCAUCUUUAUGGUCCGCCUCAAUUCAAAGCCCUUCUACAAGGAAAACUACGACGCUUUGAUCGUUAAACUCUCGAGUCUGUAUGACACAGUCAGGACGCGAGGAAAGGCACACGGAGGCGACUCUUCUGCAGGAGGCUCCCAGCAGGCCUUUGUUCGUCAGACCACCAAAUACUGGGUCCACCCUGACAACAUUACAGAGCUCAAGCUUAUUAUCUUAAAACAUCUCCCAGUUUUAGUUUUCAAUCCUAACAAGGAAUUCAACCCUGCCGACAGCGCCAUUUCGUCCGUGUACUUUGAUAAUGAUGAGUUUGAGCUCUACAUGGGUCGUCUCGAGAAGUCCGAGGGUGCAGAGGCUCUUCGUCUGAGAUGGUACGGUGGCAUGGACAAUCAGCAGAUCUUUGUGGAGCGCAAGACCCAUCGUGAGGAUUGGACAGGGGAAAAGUCCGUUAAGGCACGAUUCCCUAUCAAGGAAAAAUACGUGAACGCAUUCUUGCGCGGCGAAUAUACCAUGGACGCCACCGUCGCCAAAAUGAGGGCCGAAGGCAAAAAGUCGGAGAAGGAGAUUGCUGAAUUUGAGCAGCUCGCUGCAGAGUGUCAAUACGGUAUUCUGACCAAGAACUAUGGGCCUGUCAUGCGUACGUUCUAUAACAGAACUGCUUUCCAGCUUCCCGGUGACGCACGUGUCCGUAUCUCGCUCGACACCGAGUUGACCUUGAUCCGUGAAGACAAUCUGGACGGCAGACGCAGAUCAGGCGACAACUGGCGUCGUAUGGAUAUCGGAAUCGACUGGCCAUUUAGCCAGCUUCCCGAUGAGGACAUUUGCCGAUUUCCCUAUGCGGUUCUCGAAGUCAAAUUGCAGACACAGCAUGGCCAGGAGCCCCCAGAGUGGGUCCGUGAACUCGUCAACUCUCACUUGGUCGAGUCCGUGCCAAAAUUCUCAAAAUUCAUUCAUGGUGUCUCGACCUUGCUUGAAUCACGCGUCAAGCUGUUCCCCUUCUGGUACCACCAGAUGGAUAUUGAUAUUCGUAAGCCAGCCUCCAAGAACAUGUCGAUCUCUCGACCCGAUCCUAGCGGCUACAGCACACCUGCCAACACGACGAGCGACGAGGAUCAUGACACGAGGAUCACGACAGGAGACGAGGAAGAAGAUUAUCAGGGCGGAGCCAAGACUGCGCAACAGUACGAAUGGGUCGAUGAGGAGGAGGACGAGGAAAAUCCACUGGAGCCUUCGGCGAGUUGGAUCCAGCGCCCAUCCGGCGCCUCCAGCAGCGCCUCUAGCGAACAAACGCCGCUCUUGGGUGGACAACGACGCCCACUGAAGAGCAAGAACUCGCUCAUCUCACCCUUCAAGCCUGGCGCUGACACACUCCGCUACCUAUUCCGCCGCACCAAGGACAGAUCUUCACAUGCCAAUGGCGAUGAACCAGAUGUGGACCAGACGACAUACUUGAUCACCCCUCCGGGACGCAAGAUUGCAACGCUGGUCCGUGUCGAGCCCAAGGUCUAUUUCGCCAAUGAACGCACGUUCCUUUCCUGGCUCCAGUUCACGGUAGUAUUGGGCGGUCUUUCGUUGGGCCUGCUAAAUUUUGGAGACAAGACUUCGCGAGUGAGCGCGGGUCUCUUUACGUUCGUUGCUCUAUCCUUCAUGGUUUAUGCGCUCGUCACGUAUCACUGGCGCGCAUACAAGAUUCGCAACAAGGAGCUGGGACCGUUCGAUGACCGGAUCGGACCCACACUCUUGUGCUUCAUCCUCUUGACGGCCAUGGUCACCAACUUUUUCUUACAGUGGGCUUAUGAGAAGAAGCAUAGGCCUUAAAAAGGACAGUAAACUGGACGAUCACGAUCACCGCGGUAGCCAUCGACUCCUCAAUGAUAUGAUGCAUCCCUCGUGUAGCAGUGGUAGCGGCAGCAACAGCAGCAUUCUAGCAUUAAAUAUUAUUGAAGAACUC
Molecule: messenger RNA, 2829 nt
Organism: Gamsiella multidivaricata
Lineage: Eukaryota; Fungi; Mortierellomycota; Mortierellomycetes; Mortierellales; Mortierellaceae
Product: polyphosphate synthetase protein
Exons: 3
Coding region: 462-2696 (744 amino acids)
Cellular component (GO): fungal-type vacuole membrane; vacuolar transporter chaperone complex
Source: RefSeq, a predicted model, not a curated record